Molecule: messenger RNA, 496 nt
Organism: Spizellomyces punctatus DAOM BR117
Lineage: Eukaryota; Fungi; Chytridiomycota; Chytridiomycetes; Spizellomycetales; Spizellomycetaceae
Exons: 3
Coding region: 58-321 (87 amino acids)
Source: RefSeq, a predicted model, not a curated record
CCACACUCACAUUUUGCCUGAUACUUGCAAACCACACCAACACAAUAAAAAAAGAGCAUGACCGUCUUCUCCGCCCUAAAAUACAAACCCAACCUCCGCAUCGUCGUGGCCGUCAUCGCCACAACAGCCCUAUCUGGCAUCGCCCUCGCCGAACGGGACCUCUUUUUCAAUCCUACUUUAUUGUUACGCCAUGAUCGUCGACAUGAGGACCCGUACCCGUGGAAUAAGGUCAAGCCGAAUCAGAAUUUGAAAUUGUAUGCUGUGAAUCAGCGUUUUGAUAAUAUUGAUCCAAAGAGUAUACCCACGAGGGACUGGGAUUGAUGUGUGUUUUUUUGUAUAAAGGAUUUUGGGGUUGUUGUGAAAUGAGGUGCCUUGAAGGCUUUCUUGUUGCUCGUUUCCUGAACAUGUAUAGUUUUGUUUUUUUUUGCAAGAUUUUAUGAGCGUUUUUUGUUGGAGGGAUGAUCAAUCGGACUCUGACAAUGAGAUUAUUGUUUCC